GGCCCGGCUCAGCUUCGGGCGGGGCUCCCGAGGAAGGGCGGGCGGCGCGGGCCAUCGAGGGACCCCGGAGGCCGCGAGGCCCGGCGGGGAGGAGGCUCGGAGUCUGCGGGUCCCAGGCCCGGCCCGAGGUGGGAGGAGCCUCCCGCGGGCGGACCCGGCACCCCAACUUCCAACUUCUCAACGCGCGUCGGGAUUGGAAACGCGCGCCCGACGUCCCAAGGGCUCGCGCCCCGAAAGCGCAGCCCAGUCCCGGCCCCAGCCCUUCCCACCCGCGCUCGACCCGGUACCCGCUGCAGCAGGUGCUCAACGAGGCAUCAGAGGCCGCGAGAGACGUGACCUCCCCAAGGCUGCACGGAUAGGAAGCGGCGGACACCGAACUGCCAGGCGGGAGUGUUUUUCCGCUCCAGGUCGCUGCCAGGUGGAGGGACUCCAACCCCACCUGGAGUCGUUCAGGAGGACACGCGCGGGACUGGACAGGCCGGAAAGCCUCAUCUUCUGGUCAACAGCUGGCUGCAGAGACGUGUCUCUGGAUUGUCCGAAGCCCCUUCCAUCCCUGGUGUUCUGGUCUCGGCCCUGAUCUUCUGGGGCCAGGGGUGUGUGUGUCGGGCUGCUGGAGAGCCUGCCAUUUGGAACUGACCUCCUACAAAAGAGGAAGUGGAGGGGGCUGAGGCGCUGUGGAGUCGAUGGCCAGCAGAUGGCUGGGGCUCACGGGGUGCUGAGGCGGCUCUCUGUGCUCCUGAUGGUGGAGACGGUGUCGGGGGCCUGGGGCCCCUCCACGGGGACCCACACCAGCCCCCCAUUUCCGGGCUCAGCUGUGAACCAGACCCCCGUGGCAGAUUGUCAUCUCGUGAGUGGCCUGAACGCCUCCGAGCGCUGUGACUUCGUCAGGACCAACCCCGACUGCCGCAGCCCCGGGGGCUACCUGGACUACCUGGACGGCCUCUUCUGCCACUUCCCCCCUGGCCUGCUGCCUCUGGCCGUCACCCUCUACGCGUCCUGGCUGCUCUACCUGUUUCUGAUUCUGGGAGUCACUGCGUCCAAGUUCUUCUGCCCCAACCUGUGGGCCAUCUCCGCCACCCUCAAGCUGUCCCACAACGUGGCAGGCGUCACCUUCCUGGCCUUCGGGAACGGCGCCCCGGACAUCUUCAGCGCCCUGGUGGCUUUCUCGGACCCUCGCACGGCCGGCCUGGCCAUCGGGGCUCUGUUUGGCGCGGGCGUGCUGGUCACCACGGUGGUGGCCGGGGGCAUCGCCGUCCUGCACCCCUUCCUGGCUGCCUCCAGGCCCUUCCUCAGGGACAUCGCCUUCUACAUGGUGGCCGUGUUCCUGACCUUCACUGCGCUCUACCUGGGCAGGGUCACGCUGGCGUGGGCCCUGGGCUACCUGGGCUUGUACCUCUUCUACGUGGUCACCGUCGUCCUCUGCACCUGGAUCUACCGGUGGCAGCGGAGAAAAUCCCUGGUCUGCUCCCUGCCAGGGACACCAGAGCUGCUGUCUGACUCGGAGGAGGACCCCGUGUCCUCCGGCACCAACAGCUGUGACUUCGGCGACGAGUUCCGGCCGCUGCUGGACCAGGAGGAGAGCACAGCUCGCGCCCUGGCCCGCGCCCUGAACCCCCUGGACUGCAGGACCUGGAGAAGCAAGCCCGCGUCCUGGAGGGCCCUCAAGCUGUUCAAGCUGCCCGUGGAGUUCCUGCUGCUCCUCACUGUGCCCGUCGUGGACCCGGACAAGGAUGACCGGAACUGGAAGCGGCCCCUGAACUGCCUGCAGCUGGCCGUCAGCCCCCUGGUCCUGACCCUGACCCUGCAGUCCGGGGCCUCCCCUCUCUGUUCCUACGCCCCCUGGACGUGCGGGCGGAGAGCUAGACUCCAGGCAGGACCAGAAGGUCUGGAAGCGCGUGUUCCUUUGGGACCAGCGCUGCCUCCCUGCGGUGAAGGACGGGCAGUGUGCAGGAUUCUGGCGUGUUCUUCCCGCGGGAAGGGAGCCCCCUUUAGUGCUCUAACACGCGGGCUCCGGAACGUCCGCCGGCUGAUGGGAGGGCAGAGAUGGCGCCUACCAGAUAGGCGGCCUCGUGCCGGUCUGGGCCGUGGUGGUGAUCGCCGGCACAGCCACGGCUUCCGUCACCUUCUUCGCCACCACCAACGGGCGGCCCCCCAGGCUCCACUGGCGUGUGCUCUGAUCGCGCGCUGUCCCUGGGCAGCCGGGGUGCCUGCUUCGUCCCCCUCCAUCCUGCGAACAUGCCAGUCUGUGUCCGUCCACCGCUGCCGCGCGCAUGGGUCUCUUCCGCUUCCUGCCUGUCGUGAGAGCGAGGCCGUCAGCCUCGGGUGGGAGCUUCCGUGCGGACGCUCGCUUGCCUUUCCUCCGGCUCUUUGCUUUCCUGGGCUUCCUGACCAGCGCCCUGUGGAUCAACGUGGCUGCCACGGAGGUGGUGAACAUCCUGAGGUCCCUGGGUGUGGUCUUCCGGCUGAGCAACACGGUCCUGGGGCUCACGCUGCUGGCCUGGGGGAACAGCAUCGGAGACGCCUUCGCAGACUUCACGCUGGCCCGCCAGGGUUACCCGCGGAUGGCCUUCUCGGCCUGUUUCGGGGGCAUCAUCUUCAACAUGCUGGUGGGCGUGGGGCUGGGCUGCCUGCUGCAGAUCGCCCGGAGCCACGCCCCGGAGGUGGAGCUGGAGCCGGGCGGACUGCUGGUGUGGGUGCUGGCCAGCGCCCUGGGCCUCAGCCUGGUCCUCUCCCUGGUCUCGGUCCCCCUGCAGUGUUUCCAGCUCGGCAGAGUCUACGGCUUGGGCCUGCUGCUCUUCUACCUGAGCUUCCUGGUGGUGGCCUUGCUCACUGAGUUUGGAGUGAUUCACUUGAGCAGUACAUGACCAAAGCCGCCUUUGGUGUGAGGGUGGCACCCUGGGGCCCCCUGCAGCCUCCUGCUGGGACCGGAGUGGGCAGCUCCGCGGUGGCGCUUGCUGCCAGAGCAGACCAGCCGAGUCCCGUCGCUGGCCCUCUGGGGAACGGCUUUGCUGAGGCCUGAGCCAGGCAGAAGCUGGACCUCCUGUGUGACCCCAGCGGCCCCAUGAGAAAGAAGGGCCGGGCCCGGGCGGAGGAGGUGGCACCUCUUCUUCAGGGUCAAAGAACCAAUGGCUCAGGUGAGGGCUGGUGAGCCUGGCCAGCAAGGUGGCCCGUGGGUCGUGCCCGAGUCCAGCUUUCCAGCGCCCAGGUCAUGAACGCCAGAAGAACCAGGUGACCUCACCUAACACGGCGGCUGGGCCCAGAGGCUCCACCACCUGCCGGCCGCCAUGGAGGGCUCUAGACCUGGGAACCAGGGCUCCCGCUGCCCACCAGGACUCCCGCUCGGGGCCUGGGCCCUUCCCAGCGGAGUGGCCCGGGGCCUCCUCGCUGUGGCGGCGAACCUGCCUUUCCAGGGAGCGGCUUGUUUGCCUGCCGGCUUCCGCUGUUCGCGAAGAGACUCUGCUGUCCUUUUUUCAAAUUAAACAAGAAACCGCCCAGGGUUGAGAUUCCAGUGUUUCCUGAAGCAGCACGCGCAGGCGCACCUGUUCCUCCACGCGGCAGCUGGGACUGGUUGAUGCCCCGCUCCUUGGCAAGACGGCUGGGGCGAGGGGCGUCCGCAAGGGCCCGGAGGGACCUCUGCCCUCUCCCCUGCCCGCAGAAACCGGAAGUCACCAGGCAGCAGCCCGUUUACAAAGCAGAGGCUCUUUUAUUAAUAUGCCAGAAAUCCA
Messenger RNA from Sciurus carolinensis (gray squirrel), 3725 nucleotides. RefSeq names its product solute carrier family 8 member B1 (gene Slc8b1). The transcript has 20 exons. Gene Ontology annotation, molecular function: calcium:sodium antiporter activity. Lineage: Eukaryota; Metazoa; Chordata; Mammalia; Rodentia; Sciuridae. Bases 695 to 2833 code for a protein of 712 amino acids. Gene Ontology annotation, cellular component: membrane. The record is from RefSeq and is a predicted model, not a curated record. Gene Ontology annotation, biological process: calcium export from the mitochondrion; intracellular calcium ion homeostasis.